AAUUAGAAAUAUCAAUUGAUAUACCCAACGAUUUACCAUCUGAUAUACAACAAAAUAUUCAAGAUUAUAUUCUUGCUAUUGAUGAAUCACCUGCAAUUGAAAAUAUUCUUGAAGAUAUCGAAAUUGUAGAUAUGGUUUUAGCUGAUGCACAAAUUGAAGCUGGUAUUAUUGAAGACUUGAAAGAAGAAUUGGAAAAAGAAUUGAAAGAAUUUUUAUCAUCUAUAAUUACAAUUACAGAAGCAUAUGAAGCAUUAAAAAAA
Messenger RNA from Acaulospora colombiana, 260 nucleotides. Lineage: Eukaryota; Fungi; Glomeromycota; Glomeromycetes; Diversisporales; Acaulosporaceae. The record is from the annotation of a GenBank genome assembly.